Cuscuta epithymum is the source of this 926-nucleotide messenger RNA. NCBI's taxonomy places the organism in Eukaryota, Viridiplantae, Streptophyta, Magnoliopsida, Solanales, Convolvulaceae. The record is from the annotation of a GenBank genome assembly.
GCUCCGAUCCCUCAAUACAUCCGCCAAGCCAGCCAGGGGAGUCAUUUAUUCUAUGGCUAAGAAAAGCGUCGGUGACCUCAAUGCCGAUGAGUUGAAGGGUAAAAAGGUCUUCGUGCGGGUUGAUUUGAAUGUUCCUCUCGAUGAAAACCAGAACAUCACUGAUGACACUAGGGUUAGAGCUGCCGUGCCAACAAUUAAACACUUGAUUUCUAAUGGGGCCAAAGUGAUCUUAUCCAGUCAUCUGGGCCGUCCAAAAGGGGUCACACCAAAGUAUAGCUUGAAGCCUCUUGUCCCUAGAUUAUCUGAACUCCUUGGCAUUGAGGUCAAGAUGGCAAAUGACUGUAUUGGUGAGGAAGUCGAGAAAUUGGUUUCUGAAAUUCCAGAGGGUGGUGUGUUGCUUUUGGAGAAUGUGAGGUUCUACAAAGAGGAAGAGAAGAAUGAUCCCGAGUUUGCAAAGAAGCUUGCUGCCCUUGCGGAUUUGUAUGUUAAUGAUGCAUUUGGAACUGCCCACAGAGCUCAUGCAUCCACAGAGGGAGUGGCCAAGUACUUGAAACCAGCUGUAGCUGGAUUCCUUAUGCAGAAGGAGCUUGACUAUUUAGUUGGAGCUGUGAGUAGCCCAAAGAAGCCAUUUGCUGCCAUUGUUGGAGGUUCAAAAGUAUCCACCAAAAUUGCUGUGAUUGAGUCCCUGCUGGAAAAGGUUGACUUGCUAUUGCUGGGUGGAGGGAUGAUUUUUACUUUCUACAAGGCUCAAGGAUACAAAGUUGGAUCCUCGCUCCUGGAGGAAGACAAGCUUGAGCUAGCCAAAUCCCUCAUCGAGAAGGCCAAGUCUAAGGGAGUCUCAUUACUGCUUCCUACUGAUGUUGUGGUUGCAGACAAGUUUUCUGCCGAUGCCAACAGCAAGGUGGUUAGCGCAACUGAAAUUCCAG